Molecule: messenger RNA, 2115 nt
Organism: Klebsormidium nitens
Lineage: Eukaryota; Viridiplantae; Streptophyta; Klebsormidiophyceae; Klebsormidiales; Klebsormidiaceae
Source: the annotation of a GenBank genome assembly
CUUCAAGUCUAUGGACAGAACACUUUGCCCUCUGCAAUGAAGACUCAGGGCGAUUGCAGGCGCAUUGGUUUGCAGUACAAGCGUUGUUGGCUGCCUCAGGGGUGGAGGAUAUAAAGUCCUGUUGACGAGAAUUAUAGCGGCUGCGCUUGUUGGCAGCUAGACGCGUGAUCAACCAAGAGCCGAGGCCAAUUGUGAGCUUGGACUCCUCUUCUGAGGGACUUAACAUGCUGAUGGAGAAACAAAGUCGGAAUCCAUCUGCUGAAAGUCCAGGCGAAGCCAGUGAUCGAGUACCUCUUCCGAAGCGAUAGUUUCCAUAUGAGGCCUCCUUAGCAGCGUAUCAUCCUGCGGGCGCAUCGCAUCUCGGCACUCCUGAAAUUGAUUCCCCAAGCUUUCUGACGCUUUCUGACGGUGGGACAGAUGUAGUGCAAGUGGUCAAAGCAGAUUCGGCAGCCUUGCCGCAAUGGAUAUCUGGACCCAGGCGUUCGAGUUCCUGGUCAUCUCUGGGUCACUCGGGAUUCUCUUCUCCAUUGGGUGGUGGUUCCUUAAUAGCAAGCUGUACAUGGACUAUGAAGAGAAACACAUCUGGGUCCAGAUCCUGUUUGCGAGCACCUUUGCAUUCUCCACCAACCUGCUGCAGCUGGUGCUCUUUGAGAUACUCCCUGUGCUUGGAAAGGGGGCCCGUUGGUUGAAUUGGAAGAUCGACCUGGUCUGCUUGAUUGCUACCCUGGUUGUGGUGCUCCCAUAUUACAUCUUCCUGCGUGUACUCUGUACUCAAGGCAUGAAAUCGGAAAGGGCGGCGUUUGCUGCCCUGCUGUUCCUCUCUACCUUUCUCUAUGCUUUUUGGAGAAUGGGUGUCCACUUUCCCUUCUCAGACGAGAAGGGACAACGAGGUUUCUUCACGAUGGCGCAACUUGUGAGUCGAGUUGGAGUUAUUGGCGUGUCGCUGGUUGCCGUUCUGGCAGGCUACGGAGCUGUCAGCCUGCCAUAUAGCUACAUCUCAGUGUUUCUUAGGCAAAUUGAACCAGAGGAGAUCGAUGCGUUGAAGCAGCGCCUGGCGCAGACGUUGGAGCUCACGGUGGCUAAGAAGAAGAAGAUUGUGCUGGCCAGGAUGGAGAUGCAGAAGAUGCAGGGAUCGAGAGAAGACGCUCAAGGCCGGUCUUUUCUGACCCGGUUCGUGAGCACGGUGGUCCGGACGGGCCAGGAAGACGAGAAGGAGGAGAAGAUCCGGGGGAUGGAGGCGGAGGUGCGCACGCUGGAGGAGCUGUCGUCGCAGCUGUUCGUCGACCUCCACGAACUGCAACAAGCCAAGGACGCGAUGGCCUACUCACGGACGUUCCGAGGCCACCUCCGGAACCUACUCGGUUACGGCGCGUCCGUGUACUGCGUCUACAAGAUGUUCAAGUCGGGCCAGAGCAUGUUCGUGGAGGACGUACACACGACGGACCCCGUGACCAACAUGAUGCAGAUCAUCUUCCAGUUCCUUCACAUCAAAAUAAACGCGGCUGUGUGGGGACAGCACAUAUCCCUCCUAUUCAUCGGCCUUCUCAUCGGCAUCUCCAUGCGGAGCUUCCUGGCCAACGUGUUGAAAAUCUUUACGAAAAUAGCGGGGGGCGGCCCGAGUGGGUCGACGAGCAUCUUGGUACUUCUACUGACCGAGAUCAUGGGCAUGUACUUCGUGUCGUCCAUCCUCCUAAUUCGGCGGAGCUUGUCGGAGAAGUACAGAUCGAUCAUCACCGAGGUACUGGAGAUUGGGGGCGACAUCCAAUACAAUUUCUAUCACCGGUGGUUCGACGCUAUUUUCAUUGUCAGUGCCCUCCUUUCCAUACUUUUGGUUACUGCCCAACACACGGCCCAACAAGCGAGCAAACACCCAAUUGAUUAACCCUCUUCCAUUAGCUUGGGGGAGGUACAAUUUGAAACCCUUGUAUUAUAGAGCAUAUGUAAUCGUGCUUUUGUGGUCAUCUGUUUAGGCUAGGUUUAUUGAGGUGAAAAACGACGUCAAAAUGCCAUGCUUCUCAUAGAGUUGGGAUUUGGAUCCAGAAGGAGUAUGUGCAUAUGCACACACACAGAAUGAUCUGCGGGAUGUACAGUCGUCCAUGCAAGUGGUGCGAGCAC